Molecule: messenger RNA, 1612 nt
Organism: Syngnathoides biaculeatus (alligator pipefish)
Lineage: Eukaryota; Metazoa; Chordata; Actinopteri; Syngnathiformes; Syngnathidae
Exons: 12
Coding region: 42-1241 (399 amino acids)
Source: RefSeq, a predicted model, not a curated record
UUGUGUCUCGUCGUUUGCGGAGGGGGUCACCCUCUCGUCAAAUGGUCCGCCGUUCCCGGACAAUUCCAAGUUGUCGCCGGCUGACGUUAUCUGCUCGUCAUCUAGUAGUUUUCCUCUCGUCAUCUGCUGGUCCCCGCAAAUCCAGGUGCUUCGCUGUCGUUUUUGUCGGUCGUGGCCCCGCCCCCUUCCCGUUGCCUCGAUGUGGUUUCCUGUUUGUCGACGCGAGCGCGACGGAGGAGAGCGUUCACGUCGGCAGGGCGGGCGGGAGGAAGUCGGCGAGCGACGGCGAACGGCUGAGAUCCUCGCGGACGCGUUCCGGUCACGUCCGCCUCGGCCCUUGUCUUGGCCGCUUUCUCCCGUGCGCCUCGCUGGCGGCGUUCCGAGAUGGCCGCCUGAGACGCGCAGAAGGUUUGUCACCCGUCUUUGCUUUUGGCCUCGGGCCUCAUCUCAGUUUCUUCCUUGAGUCGUCAUCGUCCUUUGUUGUCUUUCUGGUCGUCACCGCUCGUUUCUUUCUUCAUCUCGUCUUUGUCAUCUUUUUCUUCACCGCCUCCUUCUUUUUUCUCUUCUCCGUCAUCACUGUCGCCCCCCAUCUUUUUCCUUCCUCACGAGGAGAUCGAGUGCGGCGGCGGCGGCGGCGGCGCUGUGACUUCCGAGUGCGGCCUGUCCGCCAUGUUGUCUCCCUUCGACGCUUCGGCGGACGCGUCUCUUCCGGCGACGAUGUCUGCUGCCAUUUUGGCGUGCGUCGUGGUCCUGGCGUUGAUCUGUCUGCGCUGCAGGGACGACGGCCCACCUGCAGUUUCCAUCCGGGAAGUGAGCAACACCGACGACUACAUCCCAUCGGAUCACUUCAGACUCGUCUGCCGACCGUUACGCCUUCGGAUCGCGGCAGUCGGCGCAGCAGUCGAUCCGACGUGGAGCCCACAGAAAGCGAAAGUAACCACAGCUACCAGAACAACUGCGAAGAACAAGACUUGUCAGAAUCCUCAAGCGGGGAUUACUUAAUCGUGUUGCCGGAAGACGAGCCCCCCGCGACCGAUGGCAGCGGCGCCUCCACGCCCAGCUCAGGUGAAGCCCACGACUACGAAAACAUCCGCGAGGCCUCGCCAAAAGAUGACCGAGACUACCUGAACGUGAGUCCGCUGCCCCCCGGAGAAGAGACCCCAACAUUGUCGUCCCAAAGUGACGACAGCGACGGCGAGGGGAAGUACGUCAACGAAGGCAGCGUGAUGACGUCGGCGUGAUGUGGAGGAAGAGGGCGGAGUCUGGCUGAGGUCACCUGGCUGAGAUGCUGCAGUUGAACUGCUGCGGAUUUGGAUUUUUUUUUUUUUUUUUUUUUUUUUGUGUGUGUUGACGUGACAAGUCCUGAGAAUGUUUUCAUUCACACUAGUUUUGUUUUUCUGACAUUAAAGUAAACAAUCAUCACCUGUUGCCAGAUGUUCAAAUGUCACCGCAGCCGGUAAAUGUACUCGCUACUGAAGUCCAAUUACAGAUACUUGUUGAAAACUACUGUGGUAGUGGCAGUGGAAGUACGCGAUCAAAGCCUUUCCUUGGGAAAAAGUCAAGACUGAAAUGAACAAAAGUAAAAAAAAGUAUUUGUAUUGUCAAUUAUCUA